This is a messenger RNA of Betta splendens (Siamese fighting fish), 2211 nucleotides long. RefSeq names its product adaptin ear-binding coat-associated protein 1-like. Bases 93 to 851 code for a protein of 252 amino acids. Lineage: Eukaryota; Metazoa; Chordata; Actinopteri; Anabantiformes; Osphronemidae. The transcript has 7 exons. The record is from RefSeq and is a predicted model, not a curated record. Gene Ontology annotation, biological process: endocytosis. Gene Ontology annotation, cellular component: clathrin vesicle coat; membrane.
GUCUAUUACGGUCACGUUAACGCCGCACGGACGCGCCGCCGCUCACCGUCUCAUCACAACCACCGGCGCUCAACGGCAGAGCAAAAGUCAACAUGGCGACCGAGGGUCAGUUCGAGUACGAGUCGGUCCUCUGCGUUAAGCCCGAAAUCAACGUUUACCGAAUCCCACCGAGAACAUCCAACCGGGCGAUCAGGGCCGCCGACUGGAAGCUGGACGCACCUGACUGGACGGGACGCAUGCGCGUGACCGCGCGGGGGAAAGUGGCCUACGUGAAGCUGGAAGACAAAGUGUCUGGGGAGCUGUUUGCUCAGGCUCCGGUAGACGAGUACCCUGGCAUCGCGGUGGAGACAGUUGGCGACUCCAGCCGUUACUUUGUGCUCCGCAUCCAAGAUGAUAACGGCCACAGUGCGUUCAUAGGAAUCGGGUUCGGAGACCGAGGUGAUGCUUUUGACUUCAAUGUUGCACUUCAGGACCACUUCAAGUGGGUAAAACAGGAAGACGAACUGAAAAAACAGGCACAGGCCCCAGACUCUACUCCCAAACUGGACCUGGGCUUCAAAGAAGGCCAGACCAUCACGCUCAACAUUGGGCAAUCAAAGAAGAAGGACAGGUCUCGUCCCCAGAGUUCAGGCGGCCUCGGGCUCCUUCCACCUCCUCCUGGAGGAAAGCUGGCUCCACCCCCCUCUUCCAGAUCGACCAAUCAUAACACACAACCAUCUGCAGGUGGAAGUGACACCGGUUGUUUGCUAGACCUGGACUCCAGUAACUCCAACUCAGUGGCUCCAUCCAACUCCACCACCUCAGCCAGUUCUGACCUGUGGGGAGACUUUGACUCCGUAGCUCCAAAGUGAAAACAGAGUUAGUCUGUUUUCGUCCUUCUGUCGCUCUUUUGCAAUUUUGUUUUCCCAUUUUUGGGGUCCUGUAUCUGCCAAGCUCUACUAGUUUUUGUUGGUAUUUUGCUCUAGUUCAGGUUGAAAGAUACUUGUAUUCUGAGAUGGUAAAUACUCGGGUCUCACACCACAGUCUUAACUACAAGGAUUUACAACUUCUCCAUCUUCUUGUCUAAAUCCUGCCUUUGACUUCUCCUCCCCCUUAUUUGCUCAUUUCUAUCAUCGAGUACUAGUAUGAUCAAGAGAUAUAAUCAGGAACAUCUGAUAUUGAGGUUUAAUUAGAUAAUAUUAAAUACAUGUACAGAGAAUAUUUAUUUUAAAUGUAUAUAUUGUUGGUAGUUUGUAAUUAUUGCAGUUGGUGUUGUCAUGUGCUUCACUGUCUCCAAGUCUCCAGCUGUGGGACUGAAUAUAUGCACUGACUGACAGUCUAGGCUGUCUGUGUACUUAGUAAUGCAUAAAGUCUGCAUUUAACGCAGACAAGAUCUAAUUUUAGAUUAUUCCAAGGUUUACCACCAAAUUAUUGUACUUGAAGGGAUCUUGUGGCAGAUGUUGUGAUUCAAUGACUAGCAGUGUUUACUAGCACUCUCUAGUGGGCUGUUGUGUCCCGGCAGCAUCACUUUGACUGAGGAGAUGCAGCUGUAAUACAUAUUUCACCGGGGAUGGGUUCUGGGCCCUGUGGGAUCGGUUAGGACUGUAAAUCAGUGCAGGGAGACAGGAAAAUAGCUGUGGGACGCGAUGGGGUUUAGCAAAAGAAAGUGAGGCAUCGAGUGCUUUUAUCUUUGCUUCGAGGGAAAGCUGAUGAUUACGUCCAUGUUAUGUCAUCUCUGCUCUGCACAGCUGUUAAAGCCGUGACUGGUGAGUCAUUUAGGUCACGGCUUCUUAGGCCCGGUUAGUAAACAGGUCCGCAUUUCUGCAUCGCUCCUGCCUCUCCUUUAAGUCUCCAUGAGGAGGUGCGAGCAGGUCUGUCUCCACUGUACAAAGCAGUUUGAACUGUGAACUUGGACUCCGUUUUGAGAUGAAAAGUUACUGUAGUACUGAUGUUCGGAUCCACACAAACCCAAGCUAGUCUGUGUUUGACACCGUGUUCUGUUUGUUGUCUCCCUCUCUCUCCCUGUACAUGGAUGGUGUCGUGCUGACAUCAGUGACGCGGGCAUGAUCACUGAUGUCGAUAGAAACACACAUGGUUUGUUUAAAGCCUGUAUAGUGUCGGUCAGCUUUCGUUUACCGUUGCGGUUACGUGUUACUUGUUAUUCAAACUGUUUAUGUGUAUAGAAAUCAAUAUGCAAUGGAAAAACAUAAAGAUAUCGCCUAAUGACCAAAA